Achroia grisella is the source of this 2794-nucleotide messenger RNA. It is a transcript of the gene Mnn1, whose product is annotated as menin. Gene Ontology annotation, molecular function: transcription cis-regulatory region binding; chromatin binding; Y-form DNA binding. Gene Ontology annotation, biological process: regulation of transcription by RNA polymerase II; negative regulation of cell population proliferation; negative regulation of cell cycle. Bases 13 to 1740 code for a protein of 575 amino acids. The record is from RefSeq and is a predicted model, not a curated record. Gene Ontology annotation, cellular component: chromatin; nucleus; histone methyltransferase complex. The transcript is spliced from 5 exons. NCBI's taxonomy places the organism in Eukaryota, Metazoa, Arthropoda, Insecta, Lepidoptera, Pyralidae.
ACAAUUACAAUUAUGUCUGGUGUAGCAGAAUUUAAACAUUUGUUCCCUAUUGACAGUGUACAGAGGGUUUGUGAUUUAUUUAAUGAACAACUACGCAGCGAAAAAGAGCCUGAUUUGGCUUUGUUUUCUAUAAUUAUUGGAGCAGUUGAAAAUAACUUAACUAAUGUAAAAAACAACGAUAAAGAUGUAAAUUUAUCAACGAACAAGUUUGUCAAAAUGAAAUUUCCAUGUGUUGAAUGGGAAGAGGUGAAGUCUCUUCACGAUAAAUUCGUGUCUUUGAUGAAAGGAGGAGUGGAUGCCAAAUUGCUGAAUGGAGAGCACGCAACACGCGAUCUCGUCAAAAGAGUUGCAGACGUCGUCUGGAACUCGCUCACUCGAAGUUAUUAUAAAGAUAGAGCCCAUUUACAAUCUAUCUACAGUUUCUUGACUGGUAAUAAAUUGGAUUGUUUUGGUGUCGCUUUCGCUGUUACUGCGGGUUGUCAAGUUUUGGGGAAACGUGAUGUUCAUCUAGCUUUGUCUGAAGAUCAUGCUUGGGUAGUUUUCGGUAAGGAUGGAUCAGAUACUGCUGAGGUGACAUGGCAUGGCAAAGGUAAUGAGGACAAAAGAGGGAGAUCAGUAGGUGAUGGUGUUUCAGCUCGUUCAUGGUUAUAUGUGGCUGGUAAACCUGUAGUGUGUACUCGUAUUAUGGAACUGGCAGCAUUGGUGUCUUCUAUUAACCCCACACUGACACCUACCAUUGAUGUACAUGAGGUGGCUCUAAUGCAAUACACACUACUAUGGUUGCUGUAUGAUAAAGGACAGUUAGACGCAUAUCCAAUGGCACUUGGAAACCUUGGUGACUUAGUAGAGUAUAUGAAAAUAUCUAAUAGUAAAGAAGAUACAAGUGAUUCAUCAGUGUCAGAUAUUAGUUACAUACAUUCAAAUAAUGGAACACCAAGGCCAGACUCAGCUGCAUUAUAUGUUCAAGCUAUAAGAUCAUCCCGUACACAUUAUGAAGACAGGCAUGUUUAUCCAUACACAUUUCAAGGUGGUUAUUACCAUCGUCAAAAAAUGUAUAAAGAAGCAUUCCAUGCUUGGGCCUGUGCUGGUGAUGUUAUUCGACAUUAUAACUAUUCCCGUGAUGAUGAAGAGAUAUAUAAAGAAUUCUCAGAAAUCGCCAAUGAGAUAAUACCUCAACUGAUGAAGGCAGAAAGUUCUGGACACUCUGCAAGAUCCAUUUUAAAAGAUCCAGAGUGUUUCGCUUCAUUACUUAGAUUUUAUGACGGCAUUUGUAAAUGGGAGGAAGGCAGUCAGACGCCAAUUCUCCAUAUCGGAUGGGCUAAGCCUCUCGUCAGCACGAUAUCUAAAUUUGAUGCAGAAGUUCGAGCACAGGUCCAUAUUAUAUGUAAUCCUGAUACAGAUGAACAAAGUGAUAAAUCAAAAGGUUCCUCUGUCAAAGAAGAAAGACCUAAUGAAAAUGACAAGUGGAACAAUAAUUCUGAAAAUAUUGAGAUGACUGUGCGUGAACAACUAACAGCAGCUGUUAACAGUAGACCUCGAGUUACACUUUAUAGCCACAAAAUGGCGGCACUAAAGCCUCUGUUGUUAGCUGAGAGGCUAAAUACCCAUGCACUGCAGCUUCAAUUAACAGCUCAGAGCCAACUACAACGUCCACAAGCUCCAACAAAGAGGCGAGAUGAUGACGAACCCAGUCCAUGCACACCAACGCCUCGUGCUAAACGAGCACGCCGAGAGCGUUGAUGUACGUCUGUAAAAUAAAUAUCAGGUUUAGUUAAACUAAAUACGCUUUCUAGGGCUGUAAUCAAAUUCAGCUACCUUAAUUUGAACUUGUGAUGUACUGUAUAUAUAUAUAUAUGUUAAGUUUUUAAUUUUAGAAUUAAUGUAUAUUUGGUCUAUUGCGGUGGUGCAGUUAAUUGUAGGUCUUUGGCGUAAACUUUAUCCCAGGUUCGAUUAAUGAAUUGAGAGGUUAGGCAAACUAGAGUUGUGGUGUUACCAUGAUUCAUUGUUUGGUUAUUAAUAAUUCGAGAAUCAGUCUACCAAUGUGAUUUUUUUGGUACUUGUUAUUUUCUCGGUUUAUUAUUAAUAUUUUAUUAGUUAGGUACAUGAUUGUUACCUGUUUGUGACCACUAUGCAAUAAUAAUACCAUUUAAAUAGAUACUUCACUGCUAUGCAGUAAUUACUUAUAUUAUUUAAAGUUUUGUAUGUGAUAAUGAAUACCAUACUUUAUAAUCAAAGUAAACAUACAGGAUGGGGUUCACAAGAAACUACAGAUAAAAUUACUUAUUAUUUUCAUUCUUAAUAUAACUAUGUUGUUGUUAAGUGCUAAUAAAUAUACCGGAUGACUUUAUUUCGUAUGAUAAAAAAUGAGUAUAAUAGGUACAUGAAUGUGAUACAAUUGAUAUUAGUCUAAAAAAUAUCAAUAAUUCUGAUACCAAAUAGUUACACCAUUAUAUGAAAUAAUAUGUACCAAAUAGGGAAGGGGAUUGUUAGUAAUAUGGACUAUGGACUAAUAAUCAUAUUGCUAGCAAUGGACUAUGUCAGGAUGACCUCCACGCGGUUCCCCUUGGAAGCCAUCGUGGUAAAUUGCCAUUUGCCAAGAUGCGCUAACUGACCUGACUUCAUGCAAAUUUUAUCAUCCUUCACUGGUGGUCCGCUAUCGUAAACCAUUAGCACAGAAGGGUACAACAUUCCAUUAUCCUCCAUAAUUAAAUAGGUACCAAUUAAUCAGACAAGAAAUUUCAACCCACAAGCAAAAUGAACCAAGUCUGCAGAAAUAAUAAAAUCAGUUCUAUCC